Messenger RNA from Pseudocercospora fijiensis CIRAD86, 588 nucleotides. RefSeq lists its product as uncharacterized. Lineage: Eukaryota; Fungi; Ascomycota; Dothideomycetes; Mycosphaerellales; Mycosphaerellaceae. The record is from RefSeq and is a predicted model, not a curated record. Gene Ontology annotation, cellular component: membrane. The annotation marks the transcript as partial. The transcript has a single exon.
CGUUUCCAAGGACAGCUCCAAGGCAAGACAGCCAUCGUUACUGGCGGUUCAAGUGGAAUUGGCCGAGCGGUAUGCAAAGCGUUCGCUUCAGCAGGCGCCUCAGUUGCAUGCAUUGCUCGUCGAGAACCACGACUCAAGACACUUGUCGACGAGAUCAAAGCCGAAGGUGGCAAAGCCAUUCCACUGGCCGUCGACAUUUCCGAAAAGGAUGCUGCCAAGAAAAUCGUCUCCCAGGUCGAAGCCGAACUCGGGCCCGUUGAUAUUCUCGUCAACGUUGCGGGCAUUGCAAGACUCGGGCCCCUAGUCGAUGAGCCGGAGGACCUCGACAUCUGGUGGAAAGUACACGAAGUCAACGUCCGCGCCCCAGCGCUCCUCACACGAGCAGUCCUACCUAGCAUGAUCGAGCGGAAAUCUGGAGCCGUGAUUUCCGUAAGUUCUGUCGUGGCGACUUGGCCUUCACCCAUUCAAACAGCAUACGCGUCAUCCAAAGCGGCGAUCAGCAAGUUCCAUGAAUCUCUGGCCGCCGAGCUGGAAGGUACCGGUGUACUGUCCUUUGCGUUGAACCCAGGGAGUGUAGAGUCAGAACUU